UAACCUUGCUUUACCUUUCAUAAAUCAGCUUCUUAAGAUUGCUAGAGAAACCUCCAUUACACACAUGGAAAUGUGUCCUUUAAUUCAUGAUAAAAUUGAUAAAUAUCAAAAUUUAAGAAACCAUUCUAUUGAUUGUAAAUCUCAUUUAAAUAAUUUAAGAUUAGAAAUGAAUAAAUUACAUGCAAGCGAUAUUAAUUUUAAAGAAUUACAUACAAAUAAAUAUAGCUUAUUGCCAAAUUCAGGUAAAGCCGUCAAUUUUAUAAAUAUAUAUGAAGAUGAACAAAUAUCAGUAAGUGUAUUUUCAUUGCCAAGUUUUUCCUAUCUACCCCUUCAUGACCAUCCAGGAAUGCAUGGACUAAUCAAAGUUAUAUCAGGUUCUAUUCUUAUUAAAAAUUUGACAAUUCUUGAAAGGGACAUAAAGCCGGAGAUUCUUCAAAAUCUAACUUCAUCUCCUUCACUUGAUACCCAUUUUAAUAUCGAUAAAAACUUAUAUAUAAAAUUACCUCUCACUAAACAUUUAGCUAAAUUAGAAUCUGUGUUGAACAUAUCUCACUUAGAUGAGGCCUUACUUCUUUCCCCGUUAUAUCACAAUUUACAUGAGAUAAGAACCUCUGACUCUCCUGGGGCUUUUCUUGACAUAUUAUUUCCUCCUUACAAUGAAAAUUUGGGAAGAGACUGCCAUUAUUAUAAUAUACAAUGUAAAUUACCAAUAAAAUCUGAUAAUAAAACUUCUCAAUAUGCAAAUUAUGAUGAAAAUCAUUUUAAAGAUGACAGAUAUAAAACCUCAGAAAUUUACAUAUUGAAUGAAACAGAAUGUCCUUAUGAUUAUAGGUGUAAGCCACAACCCUACUUAGAACACUCCAGAACUGUUCUGAGAAUGUCACCUGGAUCAUAUUCCUUUCACAUUCUAUAAUUCAUCCAAGUUUCAUUC
Messenger RNA from Gordionus sp. m RMFG-2023, 931 nucleotides. Its product is annotated as 2-aminoethanethiol dioxygenase-like. The coding region runs from base 65 to 913 and encodes 282 amino acids. Lineage: Eukaryota; Metazoa; Nematomorpha; Gordioida; Chordodea; Parachordodidae. Gene Ontology annotation, cellular component: mitochondrion. The transcript is spliced from 2 exons. The record is from RefSeq and is a predicted model, not a curated record. Gene Ontology annotation, molecular function: oxidoreductase activity, acting on single donors with incorporation of molecular oxygen, incorporation of two atoms of oxygen.